UCAAUUUAUCAGUGCAAUGUUUGUUCAGUUCAGUGAUUUCACCUUAGAAUUUUAAUUUUCCAUUUUCCCGUAACUUUUUGCCUCCGGCGGCUGUUCAAUUGUGCUAUUUGAUAUCUCCAGAAUUCCUAAUGGCUUACCAACCUGCGAUUGCUUCCAUCAUCCUUCCCAACCUUGGUGGGUGGGCUAACGGCCUAUACUUCGCCGGACAGAUCCGCAAGGACCCCGGCCAGAAGUCCUGGUACGAUGACCUGAAGAAGGCUCCAUGGAACCCUCCCAAGUGGGUGUUUGGACCCGCCUGGACUGUUCUUUACAGCGGCAUGGGUUACGCCUCCUACUUAGUUUAUGAAGAGUGCGGUGGAUUCGUAGACGAUGCAGUUUUGCCUUUAUCGUUGUACGGAGGCCAGCUGCUGCUUAACUGGUCGUGGACGCCCAUCUUCUUCGGAAUGAAAGACUUCAAACUGGCGUUCAUAGAAAUAUCUGUGCUGUCCGGCGCGGCUUUGGCGACCACCAUCGCUUUCUUCAACGUGAACAAAACCGCCGGCUGGCUGAUGGUUCCGUACCUCGCGUGGUUGGGAUACGCCUCAUCCUUGAACUACUAUAUCUGGAAGAACAACCCUAGCGGUGCCACCAUCAAGGAGAUUAAGGAUGAGAAGGCUAACUAAAGAUGAGUCCAGCACACGCCGUUUUAAUGUCUAGUUCAUUUAACUUAAGAUUGUUUUAUUAAGGCUUUUCACUACAAAGCAAUAUUCAACGAAAAAUUUCAUGUUCUGUAAAAAUCAGUCAAACGUUUGUCUGUCUUUGUCACUCACGUUUACGUCUCAGCAUGGGUGAGAGAGAUGGAUAGAGGCAAUAUUACAAAAUGCUUAUUUAAUAUUAAGUGAACAAAGGUCAUUAUUGAACGCUAAGUAUAAAUGUUAGUCGUUUAUAUGCAGACAGGUGGCGCUACCUCAAAGUUGGUGACACACUAGGGUCAAGAGAGAAAAAGGGAGAGAAAGUAAGGGAUGGGGAGAGCACACAAUGUAUCUCAAAUGUUCCACGUAGUUUUUGAUUGAUUUUCUGCAAAAACUCGCUUUAUUUUUCCUCCAGUGUGUCUCAGGCUUAACUUAACCCUUAAUCAGGCUCAAAAGAAGUCAUUAAUUUUCAACCGUAUCUUCUCAGCAUAAAUUUCAAAAUGAUGCGAGCUCUAUGGCCACCAGAGCCUGGUUAAGGGUUAAGAAAGAGGCGACAAAUCGUUUGACCUAAAACCAAAGCUAAAUAAAAAUUAAAAGUGUAAGGUUUUCUUGAAAAGUAUAAGAAUCAGCAUAAUUAUUUACAAUGUUAUUAUUGUUGUUUAGCUCAAAG
This is a messenger RNA of Ostrinia nubilalis (European corn borer), 1341 nucleotides long. RefSeq names its product translocator protein-like. The record is from RefSeq and is a predicted model, not a curated record. NCBI's taxonomy places the organism in Eukaryota, Metazoa, Arthropoda, Insecta, Lepidoptera, Crambidae. Gene Ontology annotation, cellular component: mitochondrial outer membrane. Bases 129 to 662 code for a protein of 177 amino acids. The transcript has 6 exons.